Messenger RNA from Miscanthus lutarioriparius, 2970 nucleotides. The record is from the annotation of a GenBank genome assembly. NCBI's taxonomy places the organism in Eukaryota, Viridiplantae, Streptophyta, Magnoliopsida, Poales, Poaceae.
AUGUCUGAUCAGCAAAGGCACUACGGCAGCUACGAGCUCCUCCCCGCUCAGCCAGAUGUGCAGUGCCUGGUCUGCACACAGCCUUUCACUCUGGAUGCCGAGGUCACCAACAGCUUCGAAGCUUUAGCCAUAUGCAGGGAGUGCAAGAUGACUGUGCUCAGUGACAGCAACAGGGACGAGACUCCCAGAACUAACCGACAGAGAAGAUGGCAAAGGCAAAGGUCCAGCAGGCUGACAGGGCACGAGCCGCCCACGGAGGAGGACGCGUUCCCGCAGCAGUUCUCCCAGCUGAUCAACUUGGCCAGACAGGGUCAUGAGUCGGAUGCUGAUUCUCCGAUGGUUCCGCCACGCCAGCACGCGUCUUAUAGUUCUACGCCGAGCCGGUCCCAGAGAUGGCACACUUCGGAUGAUGAGAGUGAUGGUCUGAGCUAUGCUGAUUCUGUGUUUGGUGAGAUCGAGUUUGAGUCGAACAUCAGUUUUGGUGAUGAGGGUGGGGAGUCGGAUGCUUCUGUUGAUCGCCACGCCACGAUUGGGAGGGAAAUUGUCAUUCAGCUUGAGAAUGAGAGCUACAUGAACACGGAUACAGAUAUUGAUCCUAUGAAUGCUGGAAUAUACCAGUGGGACUCGGAUGAUCCUGAAGAUGAUGAUGAGGAUGAGCAGUCAGAAGAGUCUGAUUUGGAUGAAGCAGGUGACACCAUGCAGGAGCGCCGGCAGCAAUGGCAUGAUAUCGCCCCAAGUGGAUUGAAUGAGCAGGAAUCUGAAGGUGCUGCGUGGACUUGGAGAACAGCUGGAAGCCAAGGAGUAAGCAGGACUGAUCUGAGAGCCGACAUGGAAGGGCGAGAAAUCAGGAGAGUUUUUAUUGGGAAUCCCGGAGAUUAUGUUGAUGCAAGACAGUUUGAAAUGCUUCUCGAGCAGUUUGCCGAGGAUAACAAUUCCAGAAGAGGAGCUCCACCUGCAGCGGCAUCUUUCAUCUGUGUCUGCAAAGAUGACAUGCCUGUCACAACUGUUGCCAAACAGCUACCAUGCAUGCAUCUAUACCAUUCAUCUUGCAUCUUGCCAUGGCUUAGUUCUAGGAAUACAUGCCCAGUUUGUCGUUACGAGCUUCCUACAGAUGACCCGGAAUAUGAGAGGUCCAAGCAUGCCACAGCCAAUGAGGGAGGUAUCCAUGGGGUGGAGCGUACCCAUCUGCAGGAAGUUGUUGAAGAAACUUAUGAGCCUGAGGUUGAUGGAGGUUCUAAUACAGGUGGCGAUACAAUGGAAGAGACUAAUACACGUGAACAUGCUGUUCCUACUGCACGGCAGCCAAAUGGAGCACAUGGGCGUCAUAGAUGGCUGUUUAUUGCAGCAGCUCCAGUUAUCCCAGACUACCACUACGACACAUGUAGACACAAGAAGAAGUUGGUGGUCUAUGUUCUAAAUAUUCAGUGCAUACCUGCUGAUACCAAAUGUCUGUGUGAUGGUGGCAUGUUUCUGAAACCACGUGCUGGAAGUGAUCUAAACAAUGAGAGAACGUCAGUAGACUCAUUUGUUCCUCUCAUACUUCCCCCUCUAAUGGAGAAACUACUUGAGAUAGUUCUAGUUGUUUCGACCAUACUUCUUGGCUUAGCUCUAGUUUACUUAUAUGAAGUCCUAUGGCUGAGGCUGGAGAAGAUAAGGAAAAAGUUGAGGAGGCAAGGCAUAAACGGUCCUAAACCUACUUUGCUCUAUGGCAACACCCAGGAGAUGAAGAGAAUCCGACAAGAACUCAAGUGUGUGCAGAGGCAAGACAAAGACAUGAACGGCUACAUAUCCACCAUCUUCCCUCAUUUCCUUCUCUGGAGGAAGACAUAUGGGCCCGUGUUCCUUUACUCAACAGGAGUUUUGGAGAUAUUGCAUGUUGCUCAGCCAGAAAUGGUAAAAGACAUGGGCCACUGGACUCCAUCAGAGCUAGGGAAGCCACAGCAUAUAAUGAAAUCACGAAAACCUCUCUUCGGAUUAGGAGGUAGUCAGGAGAUCUAUGUUGAUGGAUACCUGAGGAACUUUUCAUGGAUGUGGAUUGCUAGAGCUUGUUUUGGGAGCAAUUUCAUAGAAGGAAAAGACAUAUUUUGCAAGCUCAGGCAGCUCCAGAAGUUAAUUUCUCAACAGGAUACAUUUGUCGGGCUGUCUGCACUGUGGAAAUACUUGCCUACCAAGAGAAACUGGGAGAUACAAAAGCUGGAUCAAGAAGUCCGGUUACUAAUCCUGGAUCUCUCAAGGGAACACAGCAGCAAAAGCCGCAGCAAUGCUGUCACGCACAUGUCCACAUAUGACAACCUUCUGCAUGCCAUUGUUGAUGGUGCAAACCAGUGCCCAAGCUAUUCCAGUGCCCCUGAAGAUUUCAUCGUCGACAACUGCAAGAACAUCUACUUUGCUGGGCAUGAAACUACAGCGGUCACUGCCACUUGGUGCCUGAUGCUACUUGCUGCACACCCGGACUGGCAGGAACGUGCACGGGCUGAGGCUCUAGAAGUGUGCUGUGGACAGACAGUGCUGGACAUUGACGUCCUUCGUCAGCUGAAAAUACUUACAAUGGUGAUACAAGAGACUCUCCGGCUGUACCCUCCAGCGUCACUAAUCAUGCGUGAAGCCCUGACAGACAUCAGGCUUGGUGGAGUUGACGUCCCUCGUGGCACCAUUAUCCAAGUAGCCAUUUCAAUGCUGCACCUUGACCUCGAAGCCUGGGGUCCAGAUGCUAACGAAUUUCAUCCAGACCGGUUCGCAAAUGGAGCUGCUGCGGCGUGCAAGCCGGCCCACAUGUACAUGCCGUUCGGAUACGGACCAAGACUCUGCACCGGGCAAAACCUGGCAAUGGCAGAGCUGAAGGUUCUUCUUGCACGCCUGCUGAGUAAGUUCUCGUUCUCAUUGUCACCUGGGUACCAACACUCUCCGGUGUUUCGGUUGACCAUUGAGCCAGAGUUUGGCAUGCCCCUUGUGGUGACAAGGCUGCCAUGA